AUGCGAUGGACAAGGGUGACGUUGGCACCGAGCAAUGAAGUCGUACCAGCGCCGCGCAGUGGCCACGCAGCAGUGUGCCUGCCUGAUUCCCGGCACGUCGCAAUAUUUGGGGGGGGCAGCGUUUCGCGCUGCCUGGAUGAGCUGUGGAUCCUGGACACAGAGGUCUGGGUGUGGAUUCUUGUGGAGCAGGAGGGAGAUCCCCCUUCUGCGCGAGCUGGGCAUGCGGAUGUCCUCGUGGACGGAUAUUGGGCGAUCAUCGGAGGCGGGGACAACGACGGGGGCUGCCGCGAUGUGUCUGCUGUCAAUGUCGAUGACCUCCUGCGACCCACAGAUGAUGGCGGUGCCCUUGCAGUGUGGGAGAGGGCAUGCAUCCUGAAUCCCGACUCGCACCUCGCAUGCGAAGGGCAAACUGUCUGUGCGUGGACGUCUGGGUCAUCUAUCGUGGCGUUCGGUGGAUACGACGGCUCUUAUCGGAAUUCGGCAAUGAUCUUGAAGCUCAGGGGACAGAACCAGGCGGAUGUGCCUGAGCGUGGUGAACAGGAAUCUGUAGCGUCCGAUCCUUCUAGGAACGGUCACGAGGAGCGCGGUGCCUCGCAAGUUGAGUCGCCAGUCGCCGGCGACGGCAGCAACGAGGACGUCACGAGCCUGAAGGCCGCGCUGAAGGACGAACAAGAUCAGAAGCUUGCCCUGAAGCAAAAGGUCGCGGAACUUGAGCGCCGGGUUGAGGAGCUGUCAGGGUUGGAGGUAGAGCUGGAACGGCACCGUUCAAUGAUCGAAAUCAUGCAGCGGAAGAUUCAAGAGGAGGAGAGCCAUCCGCGCGCGGCCUCAGCUCGCUCAAUCUGGAGCAUUAUCUCUGGGCAGAACUGA
This is a messenger RNA of Pedinophyceae sp. YPF-701, 867 nucleotides long. NCBI's taxonomy places the organism in Eukaryota, Viridiplantae, Chlorophyta, Pedinophyceae. The record is from the annotation of a GenBank genome assembly.